Culex pipiens pallens (northern house mosquito) is the source of this 1212-nucleotide messenger RNA. RefSeq lists its product as uncharacterized. Lineage: Eukaryota; Metazoa; Arthropoda; Insecta; Diptera; Culicidae. The record is from RefSeq and is a predicted model, not a curated record. The coding region runs from base 613 to 1137 and encodes 174 amino acids. The transcript is spliced from 3 exons.
UGUCGCCAGUCGCGUAAACUGUUAACACCGACAAUCCCCCUACACAGAAAAAAAUAUGUAAAUGUACACUUCGUGUAACCCAUGUUUUUAAUGUAAAAAUGCUUAAUGUAAUAAUUAAAUCGCAUGUAAAUGACCAAAUACUAUGUAAAUGGCAGUCAUGUAAAUUUUAAUUUGAUGGAAUUGAUAAAUCGCCUGUAAAAAAAUCUGCCUUCUAAGAACUGACAGAACCGAAAACAUGUAAACGAUGUAAAAAAGCGACUAAUGUAAAAAUGUGUCCAUAUAACUAAAACAAAAAGCGUGUAAAUUUACAUUGCGGCAAUUCGUGUUGACUUGACAGCUGAAAGCAUUUGUUUUCCAUAAUUUUGUUGGACCGCAAGGCAAAUGGAUGUGUUUUUGAAGAAAAGUAUCAAUUUUAUUUACUAAUCAAAUCAAAAUUAUUCGCCUUUCGUUAUGCAACGAAUUUCGUAGCAAGCCCCUCGUCGUUUUCGUCGUGGUUUGAGAGAAACGGGAAAUGUCAAUCCAUUUGUUUAUGUUUUCGUUGCAAAUUUGUUCGCUCGCCAAAAACUUGUGUUUUUUCCCCGCAGCAGUGGCAAACAAAAGUUAUUUUUAUGGAUGGCGCAGAUAUGCCGAAACCGUGAUCUGUUUUCGAAGAGUAUGGCCACGGGCCGUUUCACGUCGGCCGCCGGUUUGGUGUGGUCCCCCAGUGAACUGUUGACAGCCGUGUUUGCCGUGGUGCGUUCGCUAUCAGUGGCCGGAUUGUUCUUCAGUUGCGCUGGCACCCUCAAGACGCGCUCGAUGGGAAUCUCUUCGAAGAAUCGGUCUGGGAUUGCGGGGUUCGUUUCAAGCAAGAUUUACGAGAUGAGCGCUUAUGUGCUCAAUGCUCGUAGGAUGCGAUGCCACCUGUUGGCCAUGCAGAACGGACUCACAAAGUCCACCAACAAAGCAGGAAUGCCCCAUACCACGUCACAGCUGAACAACUACAACGGCAACUCCACCGAUUCUUCUAACCGAAUCUCCCGUCCAACGGCCCUGUUCAGCUCGUCAGACACGGAUUACUCCAUCCGGACGGCGGUGUCGAUUCCGCGGGAUGCUCCCAUUAGCAGCGAAUUGAGCCGGAAGCACAAACAGGCCAGCUGAUGUACAUCGGUCGCCGAUGUUUUGAGCGCCUGCAGAAACUGCGCCUACUGGUUGAUCUUGGCCAGAUGGCAAUGG